AUGUUCUUGGCAAUUGCAACUCGAUCGGAUAUUGCCUACGCGGUGAGUUAUGCAUCACAAUUUCUGGAGGAACCGAAACGGAAUCAUUGGGCGAUAAUUAAGCAAAUCUUCAAGUACAUCAGAAGCACAAAGAGUCUAGGAAUUUACUACAAAGUUGCUGAGAGGACCGGUGAAUUGGAAGCUUUCAGCGACGCUGAUUAUGCCAGCGAUGUAACUACCCAAAGAUCAGUCAGCGGAAUCAUCCUUAGAUACAGUGGAGGAGCAGUUAUUUGGGCGAGCAGACGACAAGAGUGUGUAUCUCUCUCAACCACGGAGGUGGAAUACGUUGCCUCUACUCGCAUACGAGAGAUCGGAGAUGCCCCUUUGAAGAAAGCCUUAGAACAUCUUGGUGGCUGGCCGGCGGUGAUGGGUACGUCUUGGAGGCCACCAUCUUAUCCAUUGGAAGUUCUCCUAGGUCGUCUACGGGGCGAAUACAACAUGGGCGUCUUACUGGAGCAAUGGGUCGGUCCAGACGAUAAGAAUUCCUCAGCCAACAUCCUCCAGGCUUCGUUACCGGAAGCAGAUAGACAAGAUGCCUCGGCAAUGUACCGUAAAUUAACGUUGCAAGAAUUGCAACGAGAAGUUCCGCAGCUGCAGUGGCUCGUUUAUCUACGAGAGUUUAUUAACACGCCAAUUGAUGAAAAGGAACCAAUUGUUAUAUACGCGAUGCCUUAUUUCGUUCAAAUGGGCCGUAUUAUCUCGAGGACGGGUCAAAGAACUUUACAUAAUUAUAUUUUGUGGCGAUUCGUUAUGUCAAUUAUGCCUCAUAUGAUCGACGAGUAUCAGCAGAAACGAAUUGAAUUUCGUAAGAUCCUUGUAGGCAUUCUUAGUGAAAGAAAUAGAUGGUCACAAUGCGUUGAAUGGACUAACAAGAAACUUGGGAUGGCGGUAGGAGCUCUUUUUAUACGCGAAAAUUUUAAUCACGAAAGUAAGGAGACUGCUCUAGAAAUGAUUCGAACAAUUCGCGAAGCUUUUAAUGAAUUGCUGAUCGAAAAUCAUUGGAUGAAUGACGAGACUCGUGCGGUGGCCAAAAAAAAAGCAGAUUCGAUAAAUGAGCGAAUAGGAUAUCCCGAAUUUUUAAAAGAUUCAUUUGAGCUCUCUGAGGAAUAUAAGAUGUUAAAUAUAACAGAAAAUCGCUUUUUGGAGAAUAUCUUUGCUGUGCUCAAGUACGAUGCUCAUCACAAUUUACAAAAGUUACGAGAGCCAGUUGACAAGAACAAGUGGUCGACUGAGCCAGCUGUAGUGAACGCUUUCUACAAUCCCAACAGAAAUGAUAUCGGCACAAAUUAA
This is a messenger RNA of Wasmannia auropunctata (little fire ant), 1329 nucleotides long. RefSeq names its product membrane metallo-endopeptidase-like 1. Bases 1 to 1329 code for a protein of 442 amino acids. NCBI's taxonomy places the organism in Eukaryota, Metazoa, Arthropoda, Insecta, Hymenoptera, Formicidae. Gene Ontology annotation, cellular component: plasma membrane. Gene Ontology annotation, molecular function: metalloendopeptidase activity. The record is from RefSeq and is a predicted model, not a curated record. The transcript is spliced from 7 exons. Gene Ontology annotation, biological process: protein processing.